Messenger RNA from Brassica napus (rape), 1114 nucleotides. RefSeq lists its product as uncharacterized. Lineage: Eukaryota; Viridiplantae; Streptophyta; Magnoliopsida; Brassicales; Brassicaceae. The coding region runs from base 591 to 1019 and encodes 142 amino acids. The transcript has a single exon. The record is from RefSeq and is a predicted model, not a curated record.
AGAGAAGUAUGUACAAAUCAAUGGCAAAUGAAUUAACCUAGUAGUCAACAAAAUCACAAAAGGUACUAUUGUCUUCAUUCUAACACUGAAAGUCUGAAACACACAGUAACAAGACAAGAAUCUUCAAAGCUGGGAAGAUGAAUCUAACACCAGAAACACGUGGCUCUCAUCAGCUCUCACCAGCUCGCACAUUAUUUCCUUUUCUUUUUAAUCUUCAAAAAGGUUUUAAAAACAGAGGAAACGAUUCCUUCCUUCUAUGCACAUUGAAGAAAGUAAAAGUGGCACCAACAUGAGAAAGAAAAAGGAAUCGAAUAAACAAAACACUUUUUCUUUUUUUUUUCAAUCUUUUCUGCAAAGACCCAUCAAUAAUGACACAUUUGGAAUUUCAUCGGAAACUACGUCCUUAAGGUCCACAAAAAUUCCAUUCAAAGCACGCACUUUCGAGAACAAAGACUGCUUCAAAAGAAUCAAAAGAACAAUUUUCUUUCGCAUUUAUAAGGUUUGAUUGUCACUUGGUUUGAUUGUCACUUGGAAACAGACGAGGCACCAUUACAACUAUUAACUCAAGGUUUUCAAAUAUUAUCAAACAAAUGGCGACGCUCCAGAGAUUCAAGUUCCUAGCGACGCAGUGUGGAGUUGAACAGAGCCCCACACGAAGUCCAAGCCCUAGUACAAGUCCUUUGGUACAGUUUCGUCGCAAGAAGACAACCCUAAAGAUGCUUCUGAGUCUUAGAUCGCCUAGCCGCCGGGAGCAGCCAGUGAUUCAUCAGGCUACUGACAAGGACGUGGCUGGACGCAAACUGAAAGACUUAUUCGUCUCUUCGUCUCCUCUAGAGGAGGAAGAAGAAGAAGAGGAGAGACCGAAGGGGAAGACAAAAGAAGAAGUUCUUGCAGCCAUGGCAGCUAUUAAACUAAACGCAUCUGCUAGUUCACAGUUGGAGUCAGCGGUUUGGUUCGGAUUCAGCAAGAGGCUCCUCAAGCGAGCUUGGCGUCCUACGCUUGGUACCAUUACUGAGUAAUUUUUUUGCCUUUAUUAUGUGACAAUGGAAACCAUUUGUUUCCUAUAUGAACAAACAUAUAUCCCUUUUUAAAUUCUCGUCUCUUUGGCCACAAA